This is a messenger RNA of Pseudo-nitzschia multistriata, 1229 nucleotides long. NCBI's taxonomy places the organism in Eukaryota, Bacillariophyta, Bacillariophyceae, Bacillariales, Bacillariaceae. The record is from the annotation of a GenBank genome assembly.
CGAAGAAAGUGCGAUAAUUCUGACAUCUUCCCCCAAACCGGACGGUUUGGAGGAAAGAGUUACAUCAUUAACAAGCCUCUCUGCGAAUGGGCAACCACAGCAUCCGCAACAAAUACCGAUGGCGACAAACCAUACUCCAUCGGCAAGAGGUAGGCAUUCUUUGGAAAUGAAGAAAAAUCAGGCACCACCAAUGCCCAAACUUUUACACCCGUAAGUGAAUCGGAAUGGAAUGACUUGUUACAUGGGCACCAAAAAAUCUGCUGAACCGAAUUGCGCCUGAAGUUUCUCGCCCGGACAGUGUAUAUUGGUUCUUUCAUUUUGUGCUCAGUCGCGUGAUCCAUUUUCUCCAUUACUUCUACUUUAUUUGUUUAUUUUCGUCUGUGUCUUUGGAAAAUUCUACUCAUUUGCGGACGCUGCAGUAUUUUGCACAGCUUGCCUUUACAUUUUCGCUUUGGCUUAAAUGGAUUCUUGAGCAAUGUUCUAUUUAGUAAGUUUCGAAUUUUUUUUUCAGUGCUACAAGAAAAUUGAAGGGAAGUUAGAUCUCACUUCUCCUUUUCGCUGAAAACAAACACCGAACGAACGAACGAACCUACCGCUCAACCAACUAUCAUACUCAUACCCUAUAGUGGUCGCAUACAAUGCGGCAGUCGUACAAUUCGGACAAAACGCUUCCUCCUCCACGAUAUAUGCAACAGUUUACUUGAUUUUCAUACCGAUAAGUCAUGCGUUCAUUUCAUUGCUUGUAUUUGGGUGGCCCGAACGAUACGUUCGAUCCCUGAUGAGCAACGCGCCCGUAGGUCUCACAGCAAUCGUAUUGGGAGCAGCCCUGACCGCGUACUUGGACGAAAUCGAAUUCAAUGGAUGGGUGGCUGAUGCCGUGACAGAAUACUGGGCAAUGAUGGGUUACAAGAUAGAGACAACUGAUGCGACAACAGAGCCAACAACGGUUCAGGACGAGGAAUCUCGUGGUGGUGGGGAAUUUUACUCUUCGCUGUUUGUGCUGAUUGUUACUGGUAUUUGGACCUUUGUCUUGUCGGUCAUGGUGAAUGCACCGCAAGAAUCGCAAGAGAAGAAAGAUUUAUAAUGUGGCAAAGGAUCAAAAUCCGCAUCAAGGCAUUCACUUUUUUGCUGUACAAUUUAUUUGUCAUUCGACACUCAAUGCGGUGAACAUCGAAUCAUCAAAAUUGAAGCUUAGACGGAAGCAUUCCCAAUACAUUUAUGCUAUACUA